Molecule: messenger RNA, 974 nt
Organism: Neurospora tetraspora
Lineage: Eukaryota; Fungi; Ascomycota; Sordariomycetes; Sordariales; Sordariaceae
Product: peptidyl-tRNA hydrolase
Exons: 1
Coding region: 208-879 (223 amino acids)
Molecular function (GO): peptidyl-tRNA hydrolase activity
Source: RefSeq, a predicted model, not a curated record
UCAUCAAAGAGAGUAAAAAGGCGUAGGUCCCGGUCUGAGUUUCUGUCUCUCAUUCAUUGUCCUUUGUACCCCUGAGCUUGUCUUGGAAAUAUCAAUCUUCCCCAUACACUUGGCCAGAACAAAAAUCUGUUUCUACCUAAACAGCCAACUGGCAUCACCAAUUGAUACAAAAAAAUCAAUUACCAAGCGCGGCACUAAGACGGUGAAAUGGCCCAGAAGAAAACCAUUCGACAGCAACCCUCAGACACAGCCUCAAACCCCGAAAAUUACGACGAAAACAUGGCAUCUCUCAGACGUUUUCUCGUCGUCAGUCUCGGCAACCCGGGAGAGUACCGCGACACAUUUCACUCAGCCGGCCAUCUGGUGCUCGAAUCAUUCCAGAAAAAGCUUCCUGAAGAACUCGGACAGCCAUCGUUCACCUCGGACCGCUACGGAAAGAAAGCCGUUCGUGCUUCCGCCGGACCAAAGUACACUCUGCUCCAGAGUCCUACGCUCAUGAAUAUCACCGGGCCAUGGCUCGCCCGGGCGUACAAGGAUUAUCUGGUCGACCAGGGACUGAGCCCGGAAGAGGUUGGGCUGGUGCUGGUCCACGACGACUUGGAGGAAGAGUUGGGCGUCGUCAAGGUUCGGCAGUGGAAGGCCAGCCAUAGAGGCCACAACGGCAUCAAGAGUGUGCUGGCCAGUCUGCCACCCAUGCCGGACGCCAAGUGGGCGCGCGUAUCGAUAGGCAUUGGGCGGCCGGACGAUAGGGACAGGACCACCGUUUCCGAUUUCGUCCUCAGCAAGAUCCCAAGGCACGCCAAGGGGAUACUACAAGACAAGGGAGGAAGCGGGUUGUGGGAGGCACUCGGCAAGUUGGAGACGAAAUGGAACAAAUGAGGUCGUGGGUAAUGGAGAGCAAGUGCGAGAGAGCUGUGCCGGUGUUGCGCGAGUGAGUUAAGAUAGACUAUGAUACCCCAUUUUCAAUCAUCAUC